AUGGCUGAUCUUGCCUCUGGCCUCGCUGAUAGUCUCUUGCAGAAAUUAGGCUCUCUAGUUUAUCAAGAGCUCUACUUAGCUUGGGGCGCCCAAAGCGACCUGCAAAAACUUGAGCGCACGAUUUCCACCAUUAAGAUCGUGCUCUUGGAUGCUGAAUACAAGCAAGCAAACAAUCCCAAACUGAGCAUCUGGCUUCGGCAGCUCAAAGAUAUCUUAUAUGAUGCAGAGGAUGUGAUAGAUGAAAUUGAGUACAAAGCUUUAAGGAAGCAAGCGAUUACAGCAUACGGAAGCACAAGUUCAAAGGUACGACAUUUCAUUUCUUCCUCUAUGGCACUUUCAAUAUCCCGUUUAAAAUUGGUUUACAAAAUCAAGGACAUUAGAGAGAGGUUAGAUGAUAUUAAUGCCGAAAAGGUUCAGUUUAAUCUCAUUGAACGGAAUGAAGAGGUGCAUGUCAUGCCUCAGUGGAGGGGGAAGACUCAUUCCUUUAUUGAUCCUUCAACAAUCAUCGGAGGUCUAGGGAAGACCACACUUGUCAAGGCAAUUUACAAUGAUGGAACUGUAUAUAAUCUUUUUGAGUUGAGAAUGUGGGUCUGUGUAUCUGAGGAUUUUAAUGCUACAAGAUUGGUGGAAGAAAUUCUUAAAUCUACUGGCUGUAAAGUUGAUAAGAAAUCAAGUACUGAAGAUACAUUGCAGACUAGUUUGAGAGAACUUUUAAAGGAUAAAAAGUUUCUACUGGUCUUAGACGAUGUUUGGAACAAAGAUAGAAAUAAAUGGAUUGAAUUGAUAAAUUUACUUAACGGAGGAUCUCAUGGAAGUGUCGUUGUUGUAACAACACGUAGUCACAAUGUUUCUUCUAUUUUAGACCCUAUUUAUACACAUUCUUUAGAUGGUCUAUCAAAUGAAGAAUCUUUGUCUUUGUUUGUGAAAUGUGCAUUCAAGGAAGGAGAGGACAAACGACAUCCAGGCCUGUUAUCAAUUGCUGAAGAAAUAGUGAAAAAGUGUAAAGGGGUUCUAUUGGCCGUGAAGAGUUUAGGUGGUAUACUUUAUUCGAAAGUUGAUGAAAGAGAGUGGAAUUCAGUUAGAGAUAAUGAGAUUUGGGAAUUGGAAGAAAAUGAGAGAGGCAUCUUACCUGCAUUGCGAUUGAAUUAUAAUCAAAUGCUAAUUCAUUUGAAAUGA
Molecule: messenger RNA, 1176 nt
Organism: Carya illinoinensis
Lineage: Eukaryota; Viridiplantae; Streptophyta; Magnoliopsida; Fagales; Juglandaceae
Product: disease resistance protein RGA2-like
Exons: 2
Coding region: 1-1176 (391 amino acids)
Biological process (GO): defense response to other organism
Molecular function (GO): ADP binding
Source: RefSeq, a predicted model, not a curated record